This is a messenger RNA of Belonocnema kinseyi, 1196 nucleotides long. RefSeq lists its product as uncharacterized. The record is from RefSeq and is a predicted model, not a curated record. The transcript is spliced from 2 exons. Lineage: Eukaryota; Metazoa; Arthropoda; Insecta; Hymenoptera; Cynipidae. The coding region runs from base 256 to 1053 and encodes 265 amino acids.
UUCUUACCAUCGUAUUAUGUUCGUAUACUUGUAUCGUGACUCAAAGUUUAUCUCUCAAACACUGGCUGCUUAUAGCCUUCGUUUGUGGUAUAGUGUAGUAUAAUGACGCCAUGAAAUCAGAGGUAACGCUGCAUUGCAAAAAUUAAAAGAAAUUCCCAAAAACAUGUUUCAAACUAGCAGAAAUGCAUUUGCCCUAAAAAGAGAUAAAAGACUAGUCUGAAGUCCAAACAGUGGAGAUUAUCGAAGAAGUUGAAUAUGUAUAGAUUUUUUAAAAAAAUGAAAGCUUUGGAAAAUUCUGAUAUCACAAUCAAAGAAAUUCCAACUUGGACAGAAAUAAUAAACUUGGUUAUUUGGGUAUUCGUUCUUCUAUCGACUUUGGGCCUUCUUCAGGCGGGUUUAAUGGAUACAAAUUUCAAAGAAGAAUACCAAAAUAUUCCACUCUGCAAGAAAAUCAUUCCCUUCGAAAAUUUAAAGUACUCUGGAAUAAAUGAUAUGAUGCACCCGAAAAGUUUCAUCGAAAAUUUUGAGUAUCUUGUAACUCAGGAAAAUCUAGAUGAACACGAAAAACAAUAUUUUUUCAUUCAAUCACUUACAAAUGAUGCUAAGAGCUGGUUAAAUCUGCAUGGUUAUGGAACUUAUGAGGAGAUGAAGAAAGCAUUUCUAAAAUUUUAUUGGAGUCCCGAUAUUCAGAAGACUUUUUGGAAAUUUUUGUUGUACGGGGAGUACCACUUCAGUGCUGGAUUAUCGGAAAAAGAUUACAUUUUUAAGUACUUCAAUGAAGCAAAAUUCCUGGACAAUCCUCCUACUGAGAAAAAAGCAAUUUUGUAUCUUUUGUCCCAUUUUAACCUUGACUUGAACUUAAGAACGUCGAUAAUUAAUGAAUUCAAUAGUGGACGAGUCAAAACUAUCGAAGAAGCUUUGGAUUAUUUAACAAGGGCAGAAGUUUUCAAAAAUAGGGAAAACAAUGAGGCUAAGAAGGCACUUGAGAAAAAUGUCAUUUUUUUUCUUCUUGGCGUGUGUUUUAGUUUAAUAGUUGCUGAUAAUAUACGAUGAUGUUGGUUUUUGAAGUUGCGGUUAAUGUUAAUGCUAAUAUGUGAAUUUUUUCCUUUGUGGAAGAAAUUGUUGUAAUGAAAGUAUUAUAAAUUAUAAAACAGAGACAAAUCAUAAAAAAAAAUUAAUUAUAAUAAAUUAAACAC